CCACAGCGGGCCCCACUCGGUCCGUCCUUUCGGCAGCCAGUUAGCCGCCUCGCCGCAUUCGACGCACCACGCGUGUUUUCAAUCUGUCUGAUUUGCUCCGCCUCGCCUCGGCUCGGCUCGCGUGUGUUGUGUUGUGUUGUGAUUUGUGGUUGUCGGUGCUUAGCCUGAUUAUACGGGGGAUGCGCCCGCCCGGGUUUCACAACUAACUUGCGCUGGAUGGAUGUUCGUGGCACUCUGGUGAUCAGAGCGAAUGAUCAGCACACCAUGCCGCGGCGGAGGCGAUGCGACGGGGCCGCGGUCAAGGCGCGCCUCAACAACAACCACCUCCCCGUGGACGACAGCAGCAUGGACGACGACCUUGAGGACUGCGGAUCGCCCCCGGGCUGCGCAGGUUCCCCGGGCGGCCAGCCCCUGCAGCGCAACGCGGCCAACGCCAGAGAGCGCGCGCGCAUGAGGGUGCUGUCCAGGGCCUUCUGCAGACUCAAGACGACGCUGCCCUGGGUGCCGGCCGACACCAAGCUCAGCAAGCUGGACACGCUGCGCCUCGCCACCUCCUACAUCGCCCACCUGCGCGACGUGCUGCUCCUGCCCGAGGCGCCGCCGGGACCGCCGGGCGCCGCCGCGCCGCACCCCCACGCCGUGGGCGCCUCCAACAACCCCCUCAACCUGACGUGGCCCUUCGCCUUCCCGCAGCCCGGCGCGCCCGGAGUCCCCGGCCUGUCCGGCCCGGAGCCCUGGAUCUCGCGGGGCUCGUCGUCGUCCUCCGCGAGGGCCACCUCGUCGUCCGCGCGGCACGGCGGGCCGGCCACCGCCACCGCACCCUGUUCCGGCGCCUCCUCCAACGCGUCCUCCUCCGGCGCCGACGACGACCUCCCCGUCAAGGACGAGGACGGCGUUAAGAACGACGACAUGGUGUGCCGACGGGGCCGGGGGCUGAGCGGCGGCCACCUGGUUGAGCUGCAGCAAUCGUGCCAGCAGGACUACGCACAACAGUACCAGCCCUUCCUGCAGCGCUUCGUGGACGUCAUGGGCUCGGGGGCCAUGUAGCGACGCAGCAGCACAGUGCACGACUAGCCGUGCCUGACAGUGUGCCUGACGGGGCCCGCAAGGCCCGCACGCCGCGCGGCGAAGUGAACAAAGUGGGGGGAAAGAGUUUCUUCUCAAUGAGUGCCAAAGACGAUACGUGAUUUUUGUUGAU
Messenger RNA from Thrips palmi, 1198 nucleotides. RefSeq lists its product as uncharacterized. NCBI's taxonomy places the organism in Eukaryota, Metazoa, Arthropoda, Insecta, Thysanoptera, Thripidae. Gene Ontology annotation, molecular function: DNA-binding transcription factor activity, RNA polymerase II-specific; protein dimerization activity; RNA polymerase II transcription regulatory region sequence-specific DNA binding. The coding region runs from base 217 to 1047 and encodes 276 amino acids. The transcript is spliced from 4 exons. Gene Ontology annotation, biological process: developmental process; regulation of transcription by RNA polymerase II. The record is from RefSeq and is a predicted model, not a curated record.